CAUGUUCUUCACGUUGAAGUGACUUUAAAUUGUUGGUUUUCUUUAAUUUUCUUAUUGUAAUUAGUUGAUCAUUUUGUCUCUUUGUUCUUAAUUCUUUUCAUUAAAGAUGUAUAGUUUAUUGUUGCGUCGAUCUCCCCGUGCUUUUGGAAGGUUAGUUUAUCGUAAUUACUCAAAGGAGAUUAAAUUUGGUUCCGAUGCAAAGGUUCAAAUGUUGGCUGGUGUUGAUAUACUUGCCGAUGCCGUUGCUGUUACUAUGGGACCUGCUGGACGAAAUGUUGUAAUUGAACAAUCAUGGGGAUCACCAAAGAUCACCAAGGAUGGUGUGACUGUGGCCAAAGCUAUUGAAUUGAAGGACAGGUACCAGAAUAUUGGUUCCAAGCUUGUCCAGGAUGUUGCUCAUGCUACAAAUGAAGCUGCCGGUGAUGGUACUACAACAGCCACUGUCCUUGCCCGAGCUAUUGCCAAGGAGGGUUUUGAUAAGAUAUCGAAAGGAGCCAAUCCCAAUGAGAUUAGAAAAGGUGUCAUCAUGGCUGUGGAAAAGGUUGUCGACAAUUUGAAAUCAAAGUCCAAAACUGUAACAACACCCGAGGAAAUUGCUCAAGUUGCCACAAUCUCAGCCAAUGGAGAUUCAACUAUUGGUCAAUUGAUCUCGGAAGCCAUGAAGAAGGUCGGUAAAGAUGGAGUGAUCACCGUUAAAGAUGGUAAAACCUUGACUGAUGAAUUGGAGGUGAUUGAAGGAUUGAAGUUCGACCGAGGUUACAUUUCUCCUUAUUUCAUAACCUCGCCCAAAGGAGCUAAAGUAGAAUUUGAAAAUUGUCUUGUGUUGAUAAGCGAGAAGAAAAUCUCUUCUGUCCAACCCUUGAUUCCUGCUCUAGAAAUGGCCAAUGCUCAACGAAAACCUCUUUUAAUUAUUGCCGAAGAUGUUGAAGGUGAAGCUUUGACCACUUUAGUAUUGAAUAGAUUGAAGAUCGGUCUUCAAGUUUGCGCUGUAAAAGCUCCUGGUUUCGGCGAUAACAGGAAAAAUACUCUUGCAGACAUCGCCAUUUCAACUGGAGCAACAGUUUUCGGUGAUGAUGCUAAUCUGACCAAAAUGGAGGACAUUCAGUUAUCUGAUUUGGGUACAAUUGGUGAAGUUACAAUUACCAAAGAUGAUUCUCUUUUAUUGAAGGGAAAAGGUAACAAAUCUGAAAUCGAUGCAAGAAUCGAGCAGAUUAGAUUCGAAAUAGAAAAUACAAGCUCCGAAUAUGAGAAGGAAAAAUUAUCCGAGAGAUUGGCGAGAUUAGCGAGCGGUGUUGGUGUUCUCAAGAUCGGUGGUGCAAGUGAAGUCGAAGUCGGUGAAAAGAAAGACCGAGUAAACGAUGCUCUAAAUGCCACUCGAGCUGCAGUUGAAGAAGGUAUUGUUCCUGGUGGUGGAACAGCUCUUCUUAAAUCGAUUAAAGUUCUAGACGAUCUGAAGCCAAUCAACGACGAUCAAAAGACAGGUAUUGAAAUCGUUCGAAAAGCGUUGAAAAUGCCAUGUAUGCAGAUCGCUAUGAACGCAGGAGUCGAUGCUUCAGUUGUGGUACAAAAAGUGUUGGACUCAAAUGACCCUAACUUUGGAUACGAUGCUCAUCUUGGUGAAUUCACUGACAUGAUUUCCGCUGGUAUUAUUGAUCCAACUAAAGUUGUUCGAACUGCUCUUUCCGAUGCUUCCGCUGUCGCCUCCCUAUUGACAACAGUAGAAACUGUUAUCGUUGAAAGUCCCAAAGAAGACAAAGCCGACGCCAUGGGAGGAAUGGGAGGCAUGGGCGGUAUGGGUGGAAUGGGUGGAAUGGGAGGAAUGGGUGGUUUCUAACCCUCCCCCAGUUCUCAGUGACUUAGACAAACACAACUAACUUAGUCAUUACUUGAGCCGAAAUUGCAUUUUCAUCCUAAAAUCGUCCCUGUUAUUUUGCCAUAAAACACAUACCACAUCAUUAAUGACACACCAAUAGUAAUUUAGUAAUUUCGAUCCUAAUUUAAACGAAAAUUCAACCUGAGAACACAAAAAAAAAUAAUUGUUUAUAAUAAGAUUUUUUUUCUACAUAUAUAUUAUUUUCACCAACGAAUCAACCAUAUAUAUGUAGUGUAGUUUAUUUAAUAAAAAGCAAUAUUUUCAUUUGUAA
Panonychus citri (citrus red mite) is the source of this 2144-nucleotide messenger RNA. RefSeq names its product heat shock protein 60A-like. Gene Ontology annotation, cellular component: mitochondrial matrix; mitochondrial inner membrane. The transcript is spliced from 2 exons. The record is from RefSeq and is a predicted model, not a curated record. Lineage: Eukaryota; Metazoa; Arthropoda; Arachnida; Trombidiformes; Tetranychidae. Gene Ontology annotation, molecular function: protein-folding chaperone binding; ATP binding; ATP-dependent protein folding chaperone. The coding region runs from base 107 to 1834 and encodes 575 amino acids. Gene Ontology annotation, biological process: protein import into mitochondrial intermembrane space; protein refolding; mitochondrial unfolded protein response.